AUGGGUUAUGAGAAAAUUGUUGCUGAUAGUUUAGGAAAUGCGAUCGUCAAUGCUCAAAUCGAUCACGCGGAUUACUAUCACGCGGUGUUUGCGGAGCAGCGAAACUUUUUCCUACCAUACAUAGCCAACAAAUUUGAUGUCGAUGAGUGUCCAAUAUGUUUAGAAAAAUUUAAAGAAGAAAAUAUUGUAAUGCAGCUGCACUGUCAGCAUGUAUUCCACACGAAUUGCUUCCAACUCUGGCUCAGCCAAAGUAGCACAUGCCCGUACUGCCGCAUGAAGCUAAGUGACAAAAUGACCAAAUUUUAUAAUUUUGAUUCCAUUGUUGAUGCCGCUGGUGUUAUACAUGUAACGAUAUACUUAGAGACGGAUCACAAUCUGUACGGCGAGUAA
Messenger RNA from Helobdella robusta, 390 nucleotides. RefSeq lists its product as hypothetical. The transcript has a single exon. Lineage: Eukaryota; Metazoa; Annelida; Clitellata; Rhynchobdellida; Glossiphoniidae. The record is from RefSeq and is a predicted model, not a curated record. The coding region runs from base 1 to 390 and encodes 129 amino acids.